AUGUCCCUUUUUCAAAGAGUGUUAUCUUCCAAGAUAACUAAAGCUUUAGGAGUUACUGGGGGGUUAGUUGGUUCGACUAUAAUUUAUUUAGAUUUUAUCAAACCUCCAAAUACUUCAAAAUUAACAAAUUCUUAUAAUCCUUUAGUGAAAACUUUAGAUGCUCCACCUACUAGAAAAGAUUUAUUAUCAAAUUUAGAUCAAGAUCCUAAAUUUGAUGUAUUGAUUAUUGGUGGAGGUGCUACUGGUACUGGUACUGCAGUAGAUGCUGUUACAAGAGGUUUAAAUGUAUGUUUAUUAGAAAAGAAUGAUUUUGCUUCAGGAACUUCAUCAAAAUCUACCAAGAUGGCUCAUGGAGGUGUUAGAUAUUUAGAGAAAGCUGUUUUCCAAUUAUCUAAAGCUCAAUUAGAUUUAGUUAUUGAAGCUUUAAAUGAAAGAGGUAAUAUGUUAAGAACAGCUCCUCAUUUAUGUUCAGUUUUACCUAUCAUGAUUCCUGUUUAUAAAUGGUGGCAAGCUCCUUAUUUCUUUGCUGGUUGUAAAAUGUAUGAUUGGUUUGCAGGAUAUCAAAGUUUAAGAUCUUCUACGAUUUUUUCCAAAGAAACUACCAUGGCUUUAGCUCCAAUGAUGGAUGAUUCAAAUUUGAAGAUGAGUUGUGUUUAUCAUGAUGGUUCUUUUAAUGAUUCUAGAAUGAACUCCACUUUAGCUAUUACUGCUAUUAAACAUGGAGCUACGGUAUUAAAUUAUAUGAAUGUUGAUCAAUUACUUAAAACAGAUGGUAAAAUCACUGGAGUUUUAGCUACUGACUUAGAAACUGGUAAACAAUAUAAUAUUAAAGCUACAUCAGUUGUUAAUGCCACUGGUCCUUUAGCUGAUAGAAUUUUAGAUAUGGAUAGUGAUGCUGAAGGUAAACCACCAGUUGUUGAAAAUCCACCAAAAAUGAUUGUUCCUUCAUCAGGAGUUCAUAUUGUUUUACCUGAAUAUUAUGGUCCAAGAGAUAUGGGAUUAUUAGAUCCUUCAACUUCUGAUGGUCGUGUUAUGUUCUUUUUACCAUGGCAAGGAAAAGUUUUAUGUGGUACUACUGAUACUCCAUUAAAGAAAGCUGUUGAUAAUCCUGUUCCAACUGAAGAAGAAAUUCAAGAUAUUUUAAAAGAAUUACAAAAAUAUAUUGUUUUCCCUGUUAAUAGAGAUGAUGUUUUAAGUGCUUGGUCAGGUAUUAGACCUUUAGCAAGAGAUCCUGAUUUAGUUAAAGGUUCAAAUGGUGGGUCAACUCAAGGUUUAGUUAGAUCUCAUUUAAUUAAAGUUUCCGAUUCUGGUUUAGUGACUAUUUCUGGUGGUAAAUGGACAACUUAUAGAGAAAUGGCUGAAGAAACUGUUGAUACUGUCAUUAAACAUUUCGGUUCAAAUUUUACUCAACCUUUGAAAAAAUGUCAAACCAAUGAAAUUUUAUUAGUUGGAGGGGAAGAUUAUUCUAAGAAUUAUUCUGCCAGAUUAAUUCACGAAUACAGAAUUCCUUUGAAAUUAGCUAAACAUUUAUCUCAUAAUUAUGGUUCCAGAGCUCCUUUAAUUUUGGAAUUAUAUAAAGAAAAUGAUUACAAUAAAUUACCAAUCACUUUGGCUUCAAAUAAAUCAUUUACUGUUUCAACUGAUUCUUCAACUCAAGGUAAUGAAUUAAGUUUCCAAAAUUUCGAUGAACCUUUCACUAUUGCUGAAUUGAAAUAUUCUUUGAAACAUGAAUAUAUUAGAACUCCAGUAGAUUUCUUAGCUAGAAGAACCAGAUUAGCUUUCUUGAAUGCUAGACAAGCUAUGGGAGCUAUUGAUGGAGUUGUUGAAAUCAUGAAGAAUGAAUUAAGUUGGGAUUCUAAAACCACCGAAAGAAUGAGAAACGAAGCUGUUGAAUUCAUUGGUACUUUCGGUAUUAAUGAAAAAUUUGACGUUAAAGAUUUUGUGAUUCAAUAG
Molecule: messenger RNA, 1953 nt
Organism: Yamadazyma jaroonii
Lineage: Eukaryota; Fungi; Ascomycota; Pichiomycetes; Serinales; Debaryomycetaceae
Source: the annotation of a GenBank genome assembly